This is a messenger RNA of Rattus rattus (black rat), 1055 nucleotides long. Its product is annotated as C-type lectin domain family 4 member A. Bases 27 to 752 code for a protein of 241 amino acids. NCBI's taxonomy places the organism in Eukaryota, Metazoa, Chordata, Mammalia, Rodentia, Muridae. The transcript is spliced from 6 exons. The record is from RefSeq and is a predicted model, not a curated record.
UUGACGGAGGAAAUUCUUUUCUUGAUAUGGCUUCAGAAAUCACUUAUGCAGAAGUGAGGAUCAAGAAUGAAUCCAACUCCUCGGUCACCUACUCAGGAUCUCCUGCAGCUCCCAGAGAGAAACCUACCCGUCAUCUAAGUAAGCCUGGUUCCCUUUUGGUGCCUUUUACAUCCCUUAUGGUACUUCUCCUGCUGCUAGCAAUCACAUUCUUAGUUGCUUUCAUCAUUUAUUUUCAGAAGUACUCUCAAUUUCUUGAAGAAAAAAAAGCUAUAAAAGGUAUAACUCACGAAGAAUUGAACUGCAUAAAAAAUGUUUCGCUCAUGGAAGAAAAAAGCUGGAGCUGUUGCCCAAAGGAUUGGAAGCCAUUUGGUUCCCACUGUUACUGGGUUACCACACAUACUUCAACUGACUCAGCAGCAUCUUGGAACGAGAGUGAGAAGAAGUGCUUCAGCAUGGGUGCUCAUCUCCUAGUGAUCCAUAGCAAGGAAGAACAGGACUUCAUCACUGGGAUCCUGAACUCUCGUGCUGCUUAUUUUAUAGGGCUCUGGGAUUCAGGUCAUCGACAAUGGCAAUGGGUUUCUCAGACACCAUACAAUGAGAGUGCCACAUUCUGGCACAAAGAUGAGCCCAGCAGUGACGAUGAAAAGUGUGUUAUAAUAAACCGUCGUAUGAAUUCUAAAUGGGGCUGGAAUGAUAUCCGUUGCAGUGAGAAACAGCAGUCAGUUUGUCAGAUGAAGAAAAUACACUUAUGAAUCAUACGUUCUCCAUGGGUAUGUGAUUUCACUGUUCACUAUUACACGGACACCUGGGAAAUUAUACAAAUGGAAGAGAUUGCCACAGAGUUUAAGUGGGAAGCAAAUGGUUAUGCAUAUGAGAACGCUGGCCCACAUGUAUCCUUGUGUAUUCAUCCACUUACUCUGUCAUAAAAUGAACUUUCAUUGAGAAUUUUCUACAUGCCAGAUUGUAUACAGAGUCCCUUUUACGGCAUACAUGGAGCUUUUCUGCCAAUUCCUCAACAUUUCAUUUACUCAUGUGAUUGUAUGAUAUGUUCCCUA